This is a messenger RNA of Neoarthrinium moseri, 1518 nucleotides long. RefSeq lists its product as uncharacterized. Gene Ontology annotation, cellular component: membrane. The record is from RefSeq and is a predicted model, not a curated record. Gene Ontology annotation, molecular function: signaling receptor activity. Bases 1 to 1518 code for a protein of 505 amino acids. The transcript has 2 exons. Lineage: Eukaryota; Fungi; Ascomycota; Sordariomycetes; Amphisphaeriales; Apiosporaceae.
AUGGCCUGCACUUCGACCUUUGCCAUAGGCUCCCAUGAGGACCUGCCUGGUGCCGCAAGCUCUGGAGCGCAGCCUCAUGACGUUCAGCCGCGGCAACGGAGACGCCGUUCCUCCUGCAUUGUUCGACGGAAAUCGCUAGUUAACCAAAUCAUGGAUGGGGAGGAGGGUCUACUUCUCAAGGUCGACCUGUUCCUCUCGGAACUAGAGAGACGCCUUGAAACUCUGGAAAGCUACGGUGAAAUCAGCUUAGAUGCGAGCAUUAGUAGGGCGUACUCCACCUUGCAGGCGGUGCGCGCACGAUGCUCGCAAGUGUCGGAGGAGAUGAUUGGUGCUGGCCGAAGGCGGCUUCAGGUGAUGGUCGAAACACUGGACGCUCGCUAUCAUGAUGCACUUGCUGCUGCCGAGUCGAUGAACGAAAAGGCGAAAGUGGGCAUCGAGCUCAUGGACACGAUGCUUACAGACUACGAAACACGGGCCAUGAAGCUGAGGGACCAGGGACUCGCCAAUGCCGCUGACGCUGCGGGAUCUUUGAUGGACGAAGGCCGCCGAGUCGUGGAUGAAGGUAUUGAGCGUGCUCGUGGUGUGGCCAACGAGGGAAUAGAAAGAGCCAAGAGGGCAGCCGAGUCGCUUGAGGAGAACAUCCAGUACGCCGUCGCCCGCGCCAGAGAGCACGGACUGAUCAAAUAUGAGGAACUGCCAGUUCCUUGGCGAGUCAACCCUCACAUUCUCAAGGGCUACCGAUUCAGCGAAACGAAGUUGGGAUGCGUGCGGUCCAUGUUCAACUUCUCUAAUGAGACGGUCAACAUCUGGACGCAUGCUCUCGGCCUGCUGCUUGUCCUUUCGGUCGCCUUCUAUUUUUACCCUUCCUCUACACAUUUCAGCCUUAGCACAAAGACGGACGUCUUUAUUGCUGCCGUCUUUUUCUUCGCAGCUUGCAAGUGCCUGGCCUGCAGUACCAUAUGGCACACGAUGAACUGCGUUGCGGACCAGACCCUGCUGGAAAGGUUCGCCUGUGUUGAUUAUACUGGCAUUGCCCUGUUGAUUGCAGCAUCUAUCAUGACGACCGAAUACACGGCCUUCUACUGCGAGCCAAUCAGUCGUUGGACCUACAUGACUGCCACUGGCGUUUUGGGGAUUGCUGGCGUCAUCAUGCCGUGGCACCCCUAUUUCAACCGCGCCGAUAAGGCCUGGCUUCGGGUGGGAUUUUUCGUGGGACUAGGAGCUACGGGCUUCAUCCCGGUCUUCCAAAUCAUUUACACCAGAGGGCCGGCCUGGGCUUACGACUUCUACACCGAGUCGCACUUGGUGAAGUCCCUCUGUGUCUAUGUACUUGGGGCCGUGGUCUACGCCAGCAAAGUACCGGAGCGGUGGUUUCCCGGAGCAUUCGACUAUUUUGGAAACGCCCAUAACUUGUGGCACGUUGCCGUCUUGGGUGGCAUACUGUACCACUAUGUUGCGAUGCAGCAGUUCUUCGCCAAUGCCUUCCGUCGGGCACAGGACGGCUGUCCUACCUAUUGA